Messenger RNA from Funneliformis mosseae, 603 nucleotides. NCBI's taxonomy places the organism in Eukaryota, Fungi, Glomeromycota, Glomeromycetes, Glomerales, Glomeraceae. The record is from the annotation of a GenBank genome assembly.
AUGAUAAAACAUAAACGAGUUUCUCCUAGACUCAUUUCUAUUGGUACUAAUGCUAAUAAUAUUAACGAACUUUAUCCAAUACGUGUUAGUUUAAGCAUUAUUAUUGAAUUAAAUGAUGUUCAAUUUUACUUGAAAAUUAUUGAAGGUAACAAAAAUAAUGCUUGUUUACCUGGAUAUCUUUGUCAAGCAAAUGGCAAAUCAAAUGACAUUGAAGAAAUAAUAAGUGCUGCAUUAACAAACUUGUACCAACAAAUCUUUUCAACAAAAACAAAAUUUUCUGGACCAUGUGAGUUUGGAUUAAAUAAUCAAUCAAUUAUUCUUGAACAUCUUUUGGAGGGUGAUGGUUAUGAAAGUGCAGGUUGUGGAUUUAUGUCAUCACUUAGCAUCAAGGGAAAAAGAAAGAUUUUUUAUGAACAAAAAAUAACUGAAAGUUUUUGUAUUAUUCGAGUAUUUAAAGAAUUUUAUGAGAAAGAACAAACAAAAAAACUGGCUACAACUAUCGCUAAAGCAAUUGAUAAUAAUAAGAAAGGAGUUAAUAGUAAACGAGGAAUUCUUUCAAUAAUUGCUGAGGAUUAUAGUUUAGAACAAUUGAAAAUGCUAAAU